AUGGCGAAGAGCACGAAGCGACCGCGCGAGUCGGCGCCCAAGAGCCGUGGCGGCAGCGACUUUGUGGUGGUGAACCCGUCCUUGCUGCGCGGAACAGAGGCGCCUGCGCCCAAGAAGGCCAAGAAGGACACCACCAAGAAAGAGUCAAAGCCCGAUGUGAAGAAGCCGAAGUCAAAGUCUACCGAGAGCAAACCCACCAAGGACGCGCCAAAGGCAAAGCCCAGUGGCGUGUAUCAUUGCGACGUCUGCGAUUUGGACGUGACGAUGGGCGCCAAGGCCAUGCAUGAGCAAGGCAAGAAGCACAAGCGGGCUCUGGUGUCGAGUGGCCCCGUCACGACGCCGUCUGACAACGCCGACGCGCCCGCCGAUGGAGCAAAGGUUGCUGCCGCGUCGUCUGCCAAGGUGGACGUGGCCAAGGUUGCUCCUGCGCCGACGUCGGUGCAGUAUGUGCACGCCUCCCGCCCCGAGGACUUUGUCGGGGCCGUGUACGCGCUCCUCGACAUGCAUAACCUGCGCCGUGCGCUUGUCGUUGUGCCCAACAAGGGCCACGCGCUCUUGCAGCCGCAGUUGGUCGCUGGAGCGCUCAAGCACCUUGGGUUUACGGCCCUCGCGGUCCACGCCAAGACGCCGGCCACGCAGCGCCAGCAGACGCUCGAGAAGUUCCGGUCGUCGUCGUCGAUAGUCCUUGUAGCCACCGAGCACUUGGCUAAAGGCCUUGCGUCACCAAGUGCCGUGUACGUCAACUGUACACCGAGCAAACCGAGUGGCGUUCUCUACGUUGUGCUGGAGAAGGACGCGGCACCAGCCAGCGACUGGGCGCCUGUCACGCCGUGGAACAAACUCGCGCUGCAAAAAGCGUCUUCGCGCGCCGCGAUGGCCAAGACCAUCCAUGAGCUCACCACCCAGGACGUCGACAAUGAAGCGCAAUGGAUCCAGAAGCUCGCGUCUGCGUCCGGGCUCGACGCCGACGAGAUGCCCAAGGCCAAACCGUCGGCCAACCGCCAAAAGCUGGCUGCAGUUGCUGAGAAACUCUUCCUCCACAUGGGCUAUCCGCUCACGUACUCGGGUCCUAUCGACGUCGCAGGCAUGAAGGCCAAGAUGACUGCUGUCGGGCUCCAUGUGCAGUCGGCAGCCACGGGCAUGUCGCUGCACGCAACCCGGCUCUCGGCGCAGACGCAGUGGCUCGACGCUGCGUCGGGCGGCGCCUUUGGCGGCGAGUGGGACGGGUCGGUGCGGCACGGCGCGUCGAAAGACAGCACGUCGCUCCAAGUCCGCGCCGAAUUUUGUGCCCAAAAGUCCACGUGGCAGCCCAACCCCAAGCCGGCCGACGCUGCCGAGUGGGGCGGACCCUACGGCAAACCCUGCGGCCACAACGAGGUACUGCAUUCCUAUGCCAUCCCGGAUGUCGAGCUGUAA
Messenger RNA from Saprolegnia diclina VS20, 1416 nucleotides. RefSeq lists its product as hypothetical. Bases 1 to 1416 code for a protein of 471 amino acids. The transcript is spliced from 2 exons. The record is from RefSeq and is a predicted model, not a curated record. NCBI's taxonomy places the organism in Eukaryota, Oomycota, Saprolegniomycetes, Saprolegniales, Saprolegniaceae. Gene Ontology annotation, molecular function: nucleic acid binding; zinc ion binding.